Messenger RNA from Paramecium sonneborni, 863 nucleotides. NCBI's taxonomy places the organism in Eukaryota, Ciliophora, Oligohymenophorea, Peniculida, Parameciidae. The record is from the annotation of a GenBank genome assembly.
AUGGGUAAUUUGAAUAUGAAGGAGAGACUUUUAAAAUAUAUAGAUUAGGGUAGAAUAGAAAAAAUUAGAUAACUUUUAGAAAUAUCCCCUAAUUUAAUAAAUGAAGAUAUUGCCAAAGAUAUUCAAUAAACUCCUUUAGCAAGAGCUGUAUGGAGAAAUGAUAUUACACUUAUUUAAUUAUUUUUAGAUGUAUAAAUAAUCUAUUAUCUUUAGUUAUAAGCUAAUCCAAAUAAUGGAGGUUCUUCAAGUAUUACUCCUCUUAUGUGGGCUUGUAAAAGAGAUAAUUAAUAAACAGUUUCUCUAUUAAUUUAAUCUGGUGCUGAUAUUAACAUUCGUUCAAAUCAAGGUUUCUCUGCAUUAGAUUAUGCUAUUAUACAUGGCAAUUAUCGUCCUGCUUUAUUUCUAUUUGAAUUCAUAUAAGAUGUACUCGAUUUCUCGUCUUAUUAUCAAUUUGCCUAAGAAAAUGAUUAUCGAUAUGUAAAUUAUGAAAUUAUGAUAACUCACCUUCGUUUAAGAACAUAAUAUGAACUUAUUCCAAAUAUAUUUGAAAAACCUAAAAAAUAAUAAUUACUUGAUCCUGUUGUUGAUCCUAGAGAAAGUUGGGGAAAUUUUAUUUAUAGGUAAAUUGAAUUUAAGAAUCCACCAAUGGUUGAAAGGAAUGAAUUACCUUUUGAUUUAUAACCUUAAAAUAGAAUUAUUGGUAAAAUCAGAUAAUAAAUUAAUGGAUUACCUGUUGAAAAAAAUAAAUCUCUGUAAUACUCUUAAAUUAGUCCAUAAGUAAUUAUAUUUAUUUAUUUAUAUUUUAGAAUCAAAAAAAUGACUCAGUGGAGAUUAAAAAUUAAAAUCAAAUUUCAUUUUCUUGA